This is a messenger RNA of Babesia sp. Xinjiang, 462 nucleotides long. RefSeq lists its product as uncharacterized. Lineage: Eukaryota; Apicomplexa; Aconoidasida; Piroplasmida; Babesiidae. The transcript has a single exon. The coding region runs from base 1 to 462 and encodes 153 amino acids. The record is from RefSeq and is a predicted model, not a curated record.
AUGGUUCAUUCCCUGACCUCCUACACCAUCACAGAAAACUUUAUGAUCAUAUAUUCUGCCUUUGAAAAUGCCCUAGCGGCUUUCAGAAUCAGUAUUGGAGUCGUCGGUGUUGGUGUUUUAACUGAUCGUAUUUUUUGUUGUAUAAAAACUGUAAAGGCUGUGCCUGUGGAAACGGAGGCUUGCAAUGACAAAACUGUCAAUGCUACCGAAAAUAUAAAUAUUAGUAAGUGGGUCAAAUAUGAUUCUGAGUUCUUAAGAAAGCCGUGGGUCGCUAACGCUUAUUUAUGCGGUGCUGUUUUGAUUAUUGUCAUUGGUACUACGUUAAUCGCUACUUACGGUGGUGAAAAUUGUGUUUUGAGGGGUCUGGGAAUAAUCAUAUACAGCAUUGCUGUCGCCCUAGCAGUCACUAUUUUGGCGCACGUGCUUAAUAUCGGCGAUAUCGCCAGUACAUUACACAUGUAG